Molecule: messenger RNA, 1493 nt
Organism: Prunus avium (sweet cherry)
Lineage: Eukaryota; Viridiplantae; Streptophyta; Magnoliopsida; Rosales; Rosaceae
Source: RefSeq, a predicted model, not a curated record
AAAAACAUCAGCUAACUGUUCAGCAGAAGGCAAGAUUUGAACACAGUGAGUGCCGGCGGCAAUACGUUCCCGAACAAAGUGAUAUUUUCAUAUUUUCAUAUAUACCUUUCGAAAACUAGUCCAAAAAAGAGCUAGAUCCUUGCCUGCCUCUUCUUCUCCGUGUCUCAACCCUAGUUUUUUGGGGCUGCUUCUCAGCCUCCUGUUCAGAUUUUGGCUAGAUCUCCCACCUUUGGACCCUUGUUGUAUGUGUUGUUGAAACUUUGGAGUUUGGUGGUAGAUCUAGGUAGAUCUCCUUUGGAUCUAUUUUAUGUGGAGGUGUAGUUGUUGGAUCUAGAUUCUCGCUUCUCCCUGCCUUUCAAUCUUACAAGGUUGUUUGCUCUUCCAAUCAAGCAAGUUGUUUUCCUUGUGUGCUUGAAGAAAAUAUGACUGAAGCAGUAGUUUCCUUUGUGAUUGAAAGACUUGGAGAAUUCAUCAUCCAAGAUGCGAAGUUCUUGUUUGGAGUCAGUGAAAAAGUUGAGUUUGCACAAACUGAGCUGCAACUCAUGCAGGGUUUUCUGAAAGAUGCAGAUGUAAGGCAACAAGAUGAUGAAAUGGUACGUGUUUGGGUUGCACAAAUAAGAAAGGCUGCUUAUGAUCUAGAGGAUGUCAUAGAAAUAUUUAUCUUGAGAGUGGCUACAAAGAAACAAGGAGGCAUGAAGAAUGUUCUGAAAAGGUUUGGUUGCGUGUUAAAGGAAGGAGUUGAUCUUCACAAGAUUGGGUCACAAAUUGAGAAUGUUACCACCCAACUUUCUAAUUUGAGGUCAAGCUUGCAAACUUAUAACAUUAAGGAAAUAAGGAACUCUAGAGGUGCCAUUUCUUUGUAUGAGAGGCAGCAGCAAGUAAGGCGAACUUAUUCUCAUAUUAUUGAACGUGAUGUUGUUGGGUUAGAGAAUAGUGCGGAAGAAUUGGUCAGGCAUUUGGUGAAGAAAGAAUUUAGCCACCGAAUUGUUUCUAUCUGGGGUAUGGGUGGUCUGGGAAAGACCACCCUUGCAAAACAAAUUUAUCGUCAUAAUAAAGUUAGACGCCAUUUUGGUUGCUUUGUUUGGGUAUGUAUAUCUCAACAAUGCCAAGUGAGAUCUGUUUGGGAAGAAAUUUUAAUUAAACUUAUUUCUGCUACCACUGUGCAAAGAGAAGAAAUUGCAAAACAGAAGGAUAAUGAAAUAGCCAAGAGGAUUUAUCUUCUACAACAAAAAAGUAGAUGUUUGGUAGUCCUUGACGAUAUUUGGAGCAUCGAGGCAUGGGAGUCACUGAAAGCUGCAUUUCCAUUGUAUGGUGAGGAAACAGAAAGCAGAAUAUUACUCACCACUCGCAACAAAGAGGUAGCUUUACAUUCAAAUGGAUUCAUCCACCAACCUCACCCAUUAAAUAACGAUGAAAGCUGGGAACUUUUUGAGAAGAUAGCAAUCUUUGGAAGAGAAGGCAUAACCUUAGAAGUUUCCACAACUGGAAUAUGA